AUGCCGCAGACAGAACACACCUUGCCUAAGGCUGCAAGCAGCGAUCCGGAUUCCUCGCCCCUCAGUCCUUCAGAGUCGUUGGACCAUAAAGUGAUUUCGAGUAACUCUGAGUUGUUCGCGGCCUCUGUAGGCAAUGUGGACUGGCUUCGGUUCUGUCUAAAUCGGGAGCACAGGGAGGUCAUAGCCGACGACAAGGGCUUCACAGCCAUCCACUUCGCAGCCCAGCAGAAAAAGCUUUCCUGCCUUCAGGUCCUGGUAGAGGAGUAUAAGUUUCCCGUGGAUCUGCCUACUAACAAGGGCCAGACGCCCCUGCACCUAGUCAUCCAUAAGAACAAGAAGUCGGACAUCCUCCCCUGCGUUGACUACCUGCUUAAGAAAGGGGCAGCCAUCGAUACUCAGACAUGCCAUGGCUUCACACCCCUGCACCUGGCUGCCCGCAAUGGCCUGCUGGGAUGUAUGAAGGUCCUGGUGCAGAAUGGAGCCAAUGUGCACGCCCAAGAUGCCAUGGGCUACAAGCCCAUCGACUACUGCAGACUAUGGAACCACCGCAACUGUGCCCGGUUCUUGAAGGAUGCCAUGUGGAGACAGGACAAGAAGGACUUGGCCCGAGAGAUGGGGAAACUGAAGACCCUGAAGGAGAAGCUGACCAUUUUGGAGUGCCGCUACCUGACUGAAUAUCAAAAAGAACAACGAAUCCGGAGGGAGGCUCACUUCAGAGCAUGGCUCCAAGGCAAGGGGCUGAGCCGGCCCCAGAGCUCCGCUGACCCCAAGCAAAAGGCUAGUGUCCAACCUUGGUCACUGAUCCUCUCCAAGACUCUGAGACCCCAGACUACCAAGAGCUUCCUGACCUAUCCUUCUGUAGAGGCUCAACUGAAAAGCCUGCCCUCACCCGUGGUGCCGCCCAAGCCCGUCUAUAAGCAGACCACCACCUUCAGUCGGCCCAAGUUGUGGAAUCUUAGCAAUAAUCCCGCCAGGUCCCCGACCACAGAAAUUGGCUUCCCUCAAGGUAUACGCCUGGGUGUGCACCCAGAGCCCUAUAAGGAACAUGACUUCUGCAGAUUCCUGCAGGUGACUCCCAACUCCCUCGGAGGUGCAUGCCUACGCACAGUGGACAAUCACUUGGUGACGCCUGUACCCCAGCUGCCGUUUGAGUUGAUGGUCCGGGCGCUAUACCCAGGGGCUACACCCUACAGGAUCAAAGUGCCCCAGGGCUUAUAUCCAGUUGACAUCCUCAAAGUGCCCCAGAAACGGCAUUUGGGAGAUACCUCUACCAACACACUGGCUAUGAGCCUGCGUGAUACAUUUGAUGAACCUUUCCUGGCUACCCUGGAAGCUAGCCGGACUGGAGUGGCCCCGCUCUCCAAGGGAGUUCUCACAUAA
Molecule: messenger RNA, 1380 nt
Organism: Chionomys nivalis (European snow vole)
Lineage: Eukaryota; Metazoa; Chordata; Mammalia; Rodentia; Cricetidae
Gene: Ankrd53
Product: ankyrin repeat domain 53
Exons: 6
Coding region: 1-1380 (459 amino acids)
Biological process (GO): regulation of mitotic spindle organization; regulation of mitotic cytokinesis; mitotic metaphase chromosome alignment
Cellular component (GO): spindle pole
Molecular function (GO): protein binding
Source: RefSeq, a predicted model, not a curated record